Owenia fusiformis is the source of this 963-nucleotide messenger RNA. The record is from the annotation of a GenBank genome assembly. NCBI's taxonomy places the organism in Eukaryota, Metazoa, Annelida, Polychaeta, Sabellida, Oweniidae.
CCUAUCUAUGGUCCUACGAACAGUUUUUUUGUAAAUUUAAAGCGCCUAUCAAAAUGAAAAUCGACGGAAGCGUGGCAAUUGUGACGGGCGGUGCUCAAGGUGUUGGUAGAGGUAUCGUAGAAGCUUUGUUGGGAAAAGGGGCUAAGGUUUGCAUCGCUGAUAUAAACAAGGCAACUAGUGAACUAACUGUCAAGGAACUCGCUGAAACAUAUGGUGAUAAAAUAUUCUGUAAAGAAUGUGAUGUAACAAAGGAUGCUGAAAUCAGAGCUGUUUUUGGUGUGGUACAGGACAAAUUUGGCUCACGUGCUGACAUAAUGGUCAACAACGCAGGGAUCUGCGACGAGUUCGACUUUGCUCGAUGUGUGGCAAUCAAUCUAGAAGCUCAAAUUAGAUGUACGCACGCUGCUGUUGAAUCGAUGGGAGUUAACAAUGGGGGCAAAGGCGGCGUUAUACUAUUCACAGCAUCUAUUUUAGGAGUAAUACCCUUCCAAGGAGCACCAGUGUACUGUGCAACUAAACAUGCAGUGGUCGGAUAUGUUCGAUGUCUAGCUUCGUGUCCAUCUUACAGUCAAUGUGGACUCCGAUUUAAUUGCAUCUGUCCCAGCUACGUUGAUACACCACUUAUCUCAGUUGCUGAGUUAUCGAAGAAUAUAGAUGCGGAAUGUAUUGACGCAGCCAUUGAAAAGAGAAAUUCUGUAGAUCUGUUAAGACCGAGUGAUGUCGGUGUAGGUUGCAUCAAGCUAAUUGAAGACGACACGCUGAAUGGCAAGGCGUUAGUCGUCAACCAUGGGGACACUGGACGUGGCGAUGUCGCUGUAUAUUCGUUUGCAGAGCCACCUACAGACACAAUAAAGUUAUAACCUUUUAUAUUUCUAAAAGUCUCAAACAAACUAUUUUUCGUAUGUGUUCGUAACACCAUAACUGGGACAUAUGUGGUAUCAAACAUAAUGUUUUCAAAAUUUA